Messenger RNA from Hevea brasiliensis (rubber tree), 1769 nucleotides. Its product is annotated as bifunctional protein FolD 1, mitochondrial. The transcript has 6 exons. Gene Ontology annotation, biological process: tetrahydrofolate interconversion. Gene Ontology annotation, cellular component: cytosol. The record is from RefSeq and is a predicted model, not a curated record. Bases 186 to 1349 code for a protein of 387 amino acids. Gene Ontology annotation, molecular function: methylenetetrahydrofolate dehydrogenase (NADP+) activity; methenyltetrahydrofolate cyclohydrolase activity. NCBI's taxonomy places the organism in Eukaryota, Viridiplantae, Streptophyta, Magnoliopsida, Malpighiales, Euphorbiaceae.
AUGGAAGAACCUAAUCGUAUGCUGUUUUGAACGGGGAACGAUGGCUCUGGUGGCUCUGGCCUCUGAGGUCUGAGCUUGAUGAUAAUCAUUAAUCGAUAACGGCAUAAGCCAAGAAAUUCGAGAGAGUGGGGCAAUUUGGUUGUAUUUUUAUGUAAAUUGGGAUUAGGGUUUCCUCCUUAAUUAGAAUGAAGAAGAUAAGGAUGAUGGAGAUUAUGAGCAGCAUAGAGCGAAGAAUGGCAGCGGCGUGGCACAACAAGUACGUGAUAAGAAGAGCUAUAAGCACCCAAAUUCUAAUGUCUCCUCAAUCUCUCGUUUCUCUUGACCUACCUGAGAUUUGGACUGCAGCCGCAGAUAAUCUUCGCCCUCCUACUUCCCUAAACUGCUCCAAUGAGCAGGAUGCUGUUGUAAUAGACGGGAAGUUAAUUGCAGAGGACAUUAGGUCUACAAUAGCUACUGAAGUAAGGAGGAUGAAGGAAUCAAUUGGAAAAGUUCCUGGCUUGGCCGUUAUUCUGGUGGGCCAGAGAAGGGACUCCCAAACUUAUGUUCGCAACAAGAUAAAAGCUUGUGAAGAGGCUGGAAUCAAGUCUCUUUUUCACGAACUGCCUGAGGAUUGCCCAGAAGAUGCAGUUCUUAGUGUUGUAUCUAGUUUUAAUGAAGACCCAACUAUUCAUGGUAUUCUUGUGCAGCUUCCCCUACCCCAACAUUUGGAUGAGGUGAAGAUUUUGAAUGCGCUGAGUUUGGAAAAAGAUGUAGAUGGCUUCCAUCCAAUGAAUAUGGGAAAUCUUGCCAUGAGAGGAAGAGAACCAUUGUUUAUCCCUUGCACUCCAAAGGGUUGCAUUGAGUUAUUGUUCAGGUUUGGCGUGGAGAUCAUGGGGAAGAAUGCUGUGGUUAUUGGGAGAAGCAAUGUUGUUGGUUUGCCCACAUCAUUGUUAUUGCAGAGGUACCAUGCAACUGUUAGUGUUGUACAUGCUUUGACAAAUAAUCCAGAGGAGAUAACCAGUGAAGCUGAUAUUGUGGUUACAGCUGCUGGAGUGCCCAAUCUGGUCCGUAGCAAUUGGUUAAAGCCUGGUGCAGUAGUUAUUGAUGUGGGAACUUGCCCAAUUGAGGUAAAUAGGUUUGGGAGAUUGCAAACUCAUUCUGAAUUCCAGUACCAAGCUACAGAUGUAUCCCCAGCCAUCAAUUGUGCAACUAAUGCAAUGCAGAGUACCCUUUCUGAUGCCCAAGCAAAUUGGAAAAGGGAAAUAAUAAAAGAAAAUUUGCACCAUGCAGUCGUUGCUCUAGAGUCUAUAAAUUGUUACAAAUGGUGCUCGCGCAUCCAUUGCAACAGUAAGAAGAAUGGAUUAUGCUGAUUGCCAGGUAAUAUUCGAGAUAUUACAGUUGCUAUAUGAUUUUAUCCAACCACCUGUGCAAGAUGCAAUUAAAAAAAAUGGUAUAAAUGAAUUUGAUUGAAAUCAUUACACAUCAUUUAACAGGAUGUCACAGCCAACAAGGAUCCUGUCAUCCUUCCACUUCAUUUGUGGAUUGCAUUGGUUCCACUACUGGAGGUAUACAGUCCACCUUGUAGCGGACGACCUAAUAAAAUGAAGCGAUGUUAGAAGUAUGUUGAUAAUCUUGUAGUUGAUCUAACACCAACCACACAAACUCCCACUAGUCAUGUAAAGGGUGGGAGAUGGUAAUCAUAAAGAAAGCUGACAUAAACUGUCCAAAUGAAUCCUUCUAUAAGUAUAGUCCUACCUUUUUGAAAAAUGCUGAAUAUGAAUUAUCCCAAA